This is a messenger RNA of Mugil cephalus (flathead mullet), 2645 nucleotides long. RefSeq names its product tripartite motif containing 8a (gene trim8a). Gene Ontology annotation, molecular function: zinc ion binding. The record is from RefSeq and is a predicted model, not a curated record. Lineage: Eukaryota; Metazoa; Chordata; Actinopteri; Mugiliformes; Mugilidae.
AGGGGGGGGAGGAGGAGGAGGGGGGGGGCCUCGGUCGGUGGUGUGGAAGUGCUGCGCUCCCUUCCGACGAGUCACUGUCUGCCUGCACUUACCAUCAAAUAUUACUCAAAGAGUUGACGGGAAAGCGAAACCGGCCGACAAACCCAGCCGGGGAUCCUAUAAAAUCCCGGCGCUGAGCUCUACGUCGGACACACGGCUGUAAUCCACCCGGAGGAGCUGGAUCUCAUCGCGGGCUGCAUGACAAGCUGCGCGGCGUUGUAGGUGCACCGGAGUCUGCCGACGACAUGGAAAAUAAAUACUGCUCAGCAUCAGUGUAUUCAGCCGAGGCCAUGGACGCGAGCUGGAAAAACUGCUUCGAAGAGGAGCUCCUGUGUCCCAUUUGCCUGAAUGUCUUCGACGAGCCCAUCCAGCUGCCGUGCAAGCACAACUUCUGCAAGGGCUGCAUCUCCGAGGCUUGGGCCAAGGACAGCGCCGCGGUCCGUUGUCCCGAGUGCAACCACGACUACGACCAGAAGCCGGCACUGGAGAAGAACUUUAAGCUCGCCAACAUCGUGAAGCGCUUUAACGCCCUGAACACUGAGAAAGUCCCCGCCGUGCUGCACUGUGUCCUCUGCAGACGAGGCCCCCCGCUGCCCGUGCGGAAAGUCUGCCUGCGCUGCAAGGAGCCCUGCUGCCAAAUUCAUAUCCAGACGCACCUCCAGCAGCCGUGCGCGGCCCCGGGACACCUGUUAGUUGACGCGGAGGAGCUGAGCGCUUGGACCUGUCCCAGUCAUGAGGAGUACAGGCUGCUCCACUGUGAGGACGACCAGGUGGCUCUGUGUCCGUUCUGCUGCAUCUCUCACUGCACUAACCAAAGACACACAGUCUGCGAUGUUGACACGCAACGCAUACAAAUGCAGGCCAUGCUAAUGAGGCAGCAAGACAGACUGGAGGGUCGUGUUCAGAACAUCGAUGAGCAGCUCAACAAGCUGGAGUCUGACAAGACACUAAUGAAGGAUGCGGUGUCUGAGCUGAAGGAGCGCGUCAGGGCCCGGUACCAGAGGAUGCACGCGCUGCUCGAAACAAACCAGGCCGAAACCAUGCAGAUGCUGGAGAGCACUUACGCCACGUACGCCAGGAAGAACUCCCACCAGGCUCUGCAGCUCAACGAGAAGCACCAGGAAGCGGAAAAGCUCCUGAGCUCGGUACAAACGUUCCUCCAAAGAACGGAGAGCGUGAACUUCAUGAAGAACACAAAACCGUACCAGCUGCUAAUGGACAGGUCCAACUCACACCUGAAUAGUGCCAUCCCUCCGCUCAGAGUGGGCCAGCUCAACUCCCUUAAUUUGCUGUCCGACCUCUCAACAAGAGAGAAGAAUCUGAGAAAAACGCUGGAAGAACCUUUCAAUGAGGCGUCCAUUCUAGAGAUUAUCCAGUCCCAAAGCAGCUCUUCUGGCUCCCAAAUGGGAACCAGUUCAGGACAACAGAAGAGAAAAUACGGCAUGGCUUUCCUGGAGAGUAACACUGAAAACGCCGCCUCGCAGGCUUCUCCGCCUUUGCUCUACAGCAGCAAAAAACCUUUCCUGGCUGACCAGAGCCAUCGCCCUUCAUCUGUGUACCCCUCGGAUGUCCUCUCCCAGAAUCCUCACGCUGGCCAAGGCCAUAGUCGGCUCCUUGACUCCUCAUCCCAUCACAUGGUGGGUCUAGGGUCCAGCUCUAGCCACCACUCAGGGACUAUAUUCCCAACCUCCCACUUCCCAGGUGGAGGCGCCUCUCAACAAGCCAUGUACGAGGAGAGGGAGAGGGAGAGGAAAGUACUGAUGUGCACUCUGAGUAACUGCUGCUGCUCCAGGGCCCCCGCUGCUCGUGCCCGGCCUCCGUACCCAGCGCCGGACUCCUUCCCGUCCAUGACCUCUCAGGAGUUUCCCUCACACGCCCCACUGUCCGCGACCCAACCACUGCAGCAUUUCCCCAUAAGGGGACUGAUGGAAGCGUCACAGACGGCCAGACACCCCGACUUCUACGGGCUGUACGGCCAGUCUUCAACCAAGCAUUACGGGACCAAGUGAAACAACGGUUGUUUUCUGACGGCAGAAUUAGCAUCAGAUUUCCACUCCUUUCCAUUUUGAUUCACGGACAUGUCGCCGGUCUGUGUCUUCAACAGGCCUCCGCGUUCUUUCGACAGCCGUAGCUCCGUUUACUCCCUGAAUCACAGUGACACCGGUAGUACUCUAAUCUGAAACCCCAGCGUUGUGUUUUUAUUUAUUUUCUGUUUCAAUUCGACUGGAAGUGCUAAUGUGAAUAAUGUAGUCUUAAAUCCAUACAAGCAGCGAACUAAAGAAACGACAUAUCCUUUGUCACGAGUCCUGAGCAUGGGACUCCAGAGACUCCAGUGCCUAAAAAGACUGACAACACACUCUUACUGAACUUGCAAUUUCCUAGCUCUUGAUUAUUUCCUGUUUGCGGCUGAAAGCAUGCAGGGAGCCUCUCCAUGCACUCCAAAGUCCAUGUGGCUUUAGAAUAUAUAUAUCUAUAUAUAUAUAUAUAUAUAUAAAAAACACUGGACUGCAAACGCUUGUCAGGUUUUUCAUGAGUUUUUUUUAUAGAAGAUUAUGAAUAAACCAAAAUCUGUGGAAAAUGUUGAAUAAACAAACAAGCAUAUAAAA